GCUGGAUGCUGAGCGCUCCUCCGCGUUUUUCAUCCCUCGAGGGUUUUUUUUUUUUUUCCUCGCCCCGUCGCUGUGACAUCGAAAAGGGCGCGACGGAAGUAGAACUGGAGGCUUUCUAAAAUGGCGAACCGCACCGUGAAGGAUGCUCACAGCAUCCACGGCACGAACCCUCAGUAUCUGGUGGAGAAGAUCAUUCGGACGCGGAUCUAUGAGUCCAAGUACUGGAAAGAAGAGUGCUUUGGGCUGACGGCUGAACUUGUAGUUGAUAAAGCCAUGGAGUUAAGGUUUGUGGGUGGUGUGUAUGGUGGCAACAUAAAACCAACUCCUUUUCUGUGCUUGACCUUGAAGAUGCUGCAAAUCCAACCCGAGAAGGAUAUCAUUGUAGAGUUUAUAAAAAAUGAAGAUUUCAAGUAUGUCCGCAUGCUGGGCGCACUUUACAUGAGACUGACAGGCACUGCCAUUGAUUGCUACAAGUAUCUAGAGCCUCUAUACAAUGACUACAGAAAAAUCAAGAGCCAGAACCGUAAUGGAGAGUUUGAAUUGAUGCAUGUAGAUGAGUUUAUUGACGAACUGCUGCACAGCGAGAGAGUUUGUGAUAUCAUUCUGCCCCGUCUACAGAAACGUUACGUUCUUGAAGAAGCUGAGCAGUUGGAGCCUCGGGUUAGUGCUCUUGAAGAAGAUAUGGAUGACGUGGAGUCCAGUGAAGAGGAGGAGGAAGAAGAUGAGAAGUUGGAGAGAGUGCCAUCACCCGAUCACCGCCGGAGAAGCUACCGAGACUUAGACAAGCCCCGGCGCUCUCCCACGCUGCGCUAUAGAAGAAGCAGAAGUAGAUCACCUAGAAGACGGAGUCGAUCUCCUAAGAGGAGGAGUCCCUCCCCUCGACGAGAAAGACAUCGGAGCAAGAGUCCCAGACGUCAUCGGAGCAGAUCUCGAGAUAGACGUCACAGAUCUCGCUCCAAGUCCCCAGGUCAUCAUCGUAGUCACAGACAUAGAAGCCACUCAAAGUCUCCAGAAAGAUCGAAGAAAAGCCACAAGAAGAGUCGAAGAGGAAAUGAAUAAUGGAUUUGUUUUGGUUUUAGUCCAAAUGACUUCUUAUGAAAUUGAAGGCAUCUGUCUAUGUGGAAGAAUUAAUAAGAACUAUUCCUUAGGCAGCUACAUUUUAAACCAAGUUUCUCACUUGUUUUCUUUUAAGUGACAGAGGUGCUGAGGUUAUUAUUUUGUGGAUAUCUGGUUAUUUGUUUUUGGACCACACCCAGCAGUGCUCAAGGCUUAUUCCUAGCUCUGCACUCAGGGAUCACUCCUGGCCGAGUUUGGGGACCAUCUGCAGUGCCAGGGAUCAAACUCAGGUUAGCUGCAUGCAAAGCAAGAGCCUGCUCACUGUACUAUCCCACUAGUCCCUGGUGCUGAGGUUUUUAACCUUUUUUUUUUUUUUGCCCUUAUUUGUGGAAGAGUUGCUUUUGACAUCAACUUUGACUUGACUC
Suncus etruscus (white-toothed pygmy shrew) is the source of this 1481-nucleotide messenger RNA. RefSeq names its product pre-mRNA processing factor 38A (gene PRPF38A). The transcript is spliced from 10 exons. Lineage: Eukaryota; Metazoa; Chordata; Mammalia; Eulipotyphla; Soricidae. Bases 121 to 1059 code for a protein of 312 amino acids. The record is from RefSeq and is a predicted model, not a curated record. Gene Ontology annotation, cellular component: precatalytic spliceosome.